GGAUGCAUAUGUUAUGUGAUUAUUUACACCUUAGAGGAUGUGGUCAGUGUGCAUUUAUGUUGCACUCGGUACGUUUUUUGUGUACACAUCAAGCAGAUGAGACUUGAAUAAAUAUUGAUAGCUGAUGAACGAUGGUCAUCAGUCGCGAUUUUCAAUCUUUAUAAUCAGUGCAAAUUAGUGACAAAAAAAAAAAAAAUUCAACAUGUCUAAUCCUUGUUGCGAGAGAAGCCACAGUAAAAAAAACCAAGUUUGCUGCACAGGAACUGGAGAAUGUUGUUCAAUUGUUUGGGGAGAUAAGGCCCAGGGUUAUGAUGAGAAUGGUGCAACUUGCGUAAUUAAUUGUAAAAAUGCAGCUGAUUGUUGCACCAAAGGUACAGGAAGUACGAUUAAAUGUAAAGGAAAAAAUGGCACUAAAUGUGAAAUUCAUUGUGGAUGUUGCUCAAUUACUGUUGAAAAGUCCAUAGAUGAUAUUGGCAAUUAUUGUAAAGUUACAUAUUGCGAAGAAGAUAAAUCAGAAAAGAAAAAAAGUGUUCUCACUUGUUGCUUGAGAGAACCUUGUACCGGAGGGAAAUACUGUGUAAUUAAAUGUGGAGGCGAAAUAUGCUGUGUUAUAAAAGGCUGAAAAUACAUUAUCAAUAAAGUGGAACAAUUGAAUUCAAUUAACAAAUCAAUACGAUAAGGAAAUUCUGAAUAUUAUCUCCUCAAAUAAUGCUUUGUAAAAUUCAUUUAUUCUCAAUAUAAAAGGAGUUAUUGGUGUUUUUUGUAUUUUUUGUAACUUUUAUCUGAAAAAAUAAAAACAAUUAAAGACGAUAAA
Molecule: messenger RNA, 814 nt
Organism: Leptopilina boulardi
Lineage: Eukaryota; Metazoa; Arthropoda; Insecta; Hymenoptera; Figitidae
Exons: 8
Coding region: 203-622 (139 amino acids)
Source: RefSeq, a predicted model, not a curated record